AUGGGUUAGGCAGAUAGUAAAUAAGAGAAGGACUUUUUAAGAAAGAUUGACUCGUAGUAUGAAUUCCUGAAACACCUGAAUGAUGCAAGGUACGGGGAUGGUAAAUUGUUCGGUAAGAAGAAUGACAAGUCCCAAAUGAUUGUAUUAAAGAACAUUAGUGUUCCAGAUGAAGCUAGUUAUUAAGCUUGGAAGAAUAAAUUAUAGAUGAGACAAUCUCUAAAACAUAGUAAUAUUAUUGAGUUGAAAGGUAUGCAUAACGAAUCCUAUGAAUUAGAAUCAAUUUAAUCAGAGGAAGAGCAAGUUUGCAGUACCUUUUAUAAGGUGAACCUCGUAUUUGAAUACAUCCCUCAGACUCUGAAGGACGCAAUAGAGCAGAGGAAACAAGCAGGUGCCUAUUACGGAGAAUAAGAGAUUUUAUAAAUGUUGAAUGGAGCAAUAGAUGGAUUGGCCAAAUUACAAGAGUUUAAGAUUGCCCAUUAAAAUCUGAGAGUGCAAACCUUAUCCUAUCUAAAUGGAAAUGUCAAAGUGAGUGACAUCCCCUUAUUAGCCAAUAUCACAUCCUUUGCAGCUGUUUUACAAGAUUAUGGAGAUGCAUCUCAAGGCAACUAUCUCUCUCCAAUAUUGACUAAGGCAGUCUAUGAGAGCAACCAUAUGCCUCAACAUAACUUAUUCAAAUCAGAUGUGUACACUCUUGGAAUGAUAUUCCUUUAAGUUUGUUUACUAUAACCUUAGGAUAAUUGUUACGAUUACUUUGAAGGGAAAAUAAACAUGCAAUAAUUGUUCACCAACAUUGAAUAAGCCAGAACCAUUUACACAGCUGAAUUAGUUGAAAUUAUAGAAGAAAUGCUAGAACAGAGUGAAAAUGAUAGACCCGAUUUUAUCUAGUUGAGAAACAAAAGAAAACAAAUUAUUCCCAAAUAGGAACCACAAUUUGCAGAGCAGAAUUCUCCUUAAUAGGAUGAGGAAUACUAGAUGAUGUUCUAUAAGAAUAAUGAUAAUUAAUUUGAAGUCAAUCAAUCAGUCUAGCCCUCUUAUCAGGAUGAAGGACCAAUUCCAUUACUGGAAGACAAUUAUGAUGAGUUACAUCCCCCCUUAAAAGAACCAACACCAGCUAGUUACAAUGACCAUGAUAUAUUGAUUCACAACGCAGACAUCACCAGAAAUUCUAUCUCUCCUAUGAAGUAAAACAAUUCAAUUGGGUAAAUUCCAAAAUCAUAAAUCUAAGAAAUUCAAGUUCAACCAAUCUCAUUUGCUUAGAAUACUAAUAUCUUAAAUCAAGACCUUUACAGAAUUCCAGAUCUACCAAAAUAAAAUAUUAAAUAUGAUUCUCAAAUCAACACUAGUGUAUACAAAGACUAUGCACAACCUAAAAAAUAAGAUGCUUACACUCAAUCAAGUCUUUUAUUCAACAACAACAACGAUUAGCAAAAAUCCAAUAUCCAAAUACAACAAUAUGUUACAUCAUACUAACCUUAAAGAGAAUCAUUCAAAGCUACUGAUUAUAUGGAUAAAUUCCACUUCUCAUCACCCAAUGACAUCAAAGUAUUUGAAUAAACUCACCAUAUCGAUUAUAAUCAACCUAAUAGAGAGUCUUAUCAAUAUUACUCUGCCUAGCCAUAAAGUAGAUUUACGUCUGUCCAAUAAUAGCCAUUAACAUAAUAAUCAAAUUACACUCCUAUAUAGGCAGUAUCCGCAUAUCUCCCAAAAUAGAAUAUGUCAGCAUAUGUUAAUGAGACCUAUCCAAAUGGAUAAAGGUAUGUUGGGGAGAAGAUCAAUGGCAAAAAAGAAGGCAGAGGAAGAUUGUACUACAAAGAGGGAGGUUAUUAUGAUGGAAACUGGAAGAAUGACAGAAUUAGUGGUCAAGGAGUCCUAUAUUAUGCAAGUGGAAGACCUGCCUAUGAUGGAGAAUGGGUCGAUGACAAAUUUUAAGGAUAAGGUAUUUUAUAUAAUGAUACUCCUAAAAUUGAAGAGAUCAAUUACAGAAAUCUAGAAGAUAUUGGAAAUGCUUGGACCAAAUAUGUUGGGUAAUUUUAUGAUGAUAAUAAAAAUGGAUAAGGAACUCUCUAUUUUUUGAAUGGCGAUCGUUUUGAAGGAAAUUUUUAAGAUGAUAAUGUCUAAGGAUAAGGUAGAUACAUUUCAAUUGGAGGAUAAGUAAUCUAAGGAAUUUGGAACUUUAAUCGUUUUGUGUAAUGA
Paramecium tetraurelia is the source of this 2193-nucleotide messenger RNA. RefSeq lists its product as uncharacterized. The transcript is spliced from 5 exons. The record is from RefSeq and is a predicted model, not a curated record. Gene Ontology annotation, molecular function: ATP binding; protein kinase activity. Lineage: Eukaryota; Ciliophora; Oligohymenophorea; Peniculida; Parameciidae. Gene Ontology annotation, cellular component: cytosol. Gene Ontology annotation, biological process: protein phosphorylation.